Arachis ipaensis is the source of this 1242-nucleotide messenger RNA. NCBI's taxonomy places the organism in Eukaryota, Viridiplantae, Streptophyta, Magnoliopsida, Fabales, Fabaceae. The record is from RefSeq and is a predicted model, not a curated record.
AUGGAAAAAAGGAAGAAGGAGCCUAGAUUGGAAACAAGAACCGGAUGUGAAGCCCGAAUGGAUGUUAAAUUUGUACCAGAAAGUGGAAGGUGGCAUAUCUUUUAUUUCUCUGACGAACACAACAAUGAUCUAUUGGAUACACAAUUCAGUGCUAUGUUGCCUGCCCACAGAAAAAUGUCAGAGGCAGAUAUUAUGCAAAUGAUGAACAUGCUAAAGUCAGGGAUUAGCAUCUCACAGAUAUUUGGUCAUAUGUGGGCUACUGCAUAUCUAAGAGGAAAAUUCUUUACUGGCUUUAGAACUACAUCAAGAUGUGAAGGUUUACACUCAGUUGUGGGAAGGUAUGUGGGGUCGCGGUAUGAUUUGACAAGUUUUGUAGAGCAUUUUCAAAGGUGUGUUGCACACAUGCGCUUUAAAGAAUUUAAUGCUGAUUAUGAAUCUACACGUGGGGUGCCCGUCAUGGAAACUUGUAUAGAGCUGCUAGAGAGAUAUGCUGCUGAGUUAUACACUCAUGAGAUAUUUCUUUUCUUUCGGCCAUUUCUCUCUAGAGCUGGAUCAAUGCGGGUGCUAAACAUAGAUAAUACCGAUGAUUGCAUAAAAUACAUUGUGUGUAAGCAUGGGAGGCCCGAUUUUAUGUGGACCAUUGAUUUUCGUCAAGAAGAAAUUAUCUUCAUGUGUACUUGUUUAAGAAUGGAGUCAUUUGGUAUUCCCUGCGAACAUAUUGUGAAAGUUCUGGUUGACAGAGACAUCUGUGAGAUUCCCCGGUCAUUGGUAUUGGAUAGAUGGACAAAAAAGGUUAAAUCAGCACUCAAUGAUCCAAGUGGGUUCACCAGGGAUGCUAUUGUUAUUAGUUGUCAAAGUGCCUUGGUGGAAUUUUCUAAACAAUUGGCUGCUAUUGCUGCUAAAGUACCAGAGAGAUAUGAAGAGACACGUGACAUAAUUAUGAGAUUGUACUCAUCUUACAAGGCUGCAGACGAAGGCACUAAUCAACCUCAGUCAGGUGUAGCUAGAAGUAGCAAUCCGUAUGUGCAUCAAACCACUGGAGGCUCAGGACAACCAUCUAAGAAGAAGAAGCGGCAACAUUGUAGUGUUUGUCAAAUGGAAGGACAUAAGAAGACAACAUGUCCUUGGCAAAAGGACAUUGACAACAACGUUAUAGAAAAUGAAGCUAACGGUUCGGACGAUGGCGACAUGUGUACCGAAGCGACAGCUGAGUUAGAUAGUGAUAAUUAUCAACCUCCAUAA